GCUCAUUAACUACUGUUAUAUUAGACAAUCCAUGUUUUCUGAGCUGUUCCUGAGCUGUCUCGUUGGAGAUUUUAGCUUCCCAGAGGCUGAUAGUCUGCAGACUGUUCUUAAUAGGAGAUUUCUUGAUGGCUUUGAUUAUUCUUUCAAAUCUGUCUGGUCUUUCAUCCCAAUUCAUGGAAAACUCACAGUAGCUAAAGUCAAAGCAGAUGUACUUCAAGCUAGUAGGAACACUACUGAAAUCCAUGCCAUCCUUAGUAUGAAGCUUACAGCUUCUAAAGAUCAUCCUCUCUGUUUCUGUGGCACUUUUCAUUACCUUCUCCAAAUCUUUUGGCUGAAACUCUGUCUGACAGAAAUAAGCUUCUCUCGAGAUCAGGGGGAGGCAUUUGACCAAUCCUGGAAUAAUUUUGGAACCAUUGAAGCACAUAACAUGGCCAAAGUUAAAACAAAGAUUUUCAAUAGGUUUGUUGAUGCAACUAAGUAAGAAUCCAUUGAGGGUAUCAAGAUUCUCGUUUCUGAUGCCAAAAAUUUUUACUCUUUGAAGCUCAGGAACUUGGGCAUUAGACUUCACAAAGCUCUCCAAAGUAGUAAGGUUCUCUUCGUGAUUAAUAUCUAAAUCUAAUUUUGAUUUAGCAAUGAUCUCUCUUGACUCUUCAAAUGAGGUUUGGAGUUCUUCAAGCUUUGAGUUAGCUUCUAUUAGUUUACUCUCUGAGUCUUUCUUCUCAUCCUCAGAGUGAUCAAGGGCUUCUUGGAGAUCAGUUAAUCUUUUCUCAAGCUCAGAUACAUUGCCUUCUUUUAUAUCAAGCCUUUCUAGUAGAUCCUUAAUGUAAUUAUCAGCAGCUCUCUGGCUUUGCUCUUUCGAAGAGCCAUCCUUCUGUUCUUCAACGAGAGAUGGGAUUUUAGUAUCAGUUUUAGUUUCCAUUUA
Molecule: messenger RNA, 922 nt
Organism: Moneuplotes crassus
Lineage: Eukaryota; Ciliophora; Spirotrichea; Euplotida; Euplotidae
Source: the annotation of a GenBank genome assembly